This is a messenger RNA of Tuber aestivum (summer truffle), 2545 nucleotides long. The record is from the annotation of a GenBank genome assembly. NCBI's taxonomy places the organism in Eukaryota, Fungi, Ascomycota, Pezizomycetes, Pezizales, Tuberaceae.
CGGUUCUGACACAAAAAAAUGCGCCAAGCCCGCCGUCACCGGGAACGCGCUGGUUUUGUUACAGCCGGGUAACCGUUGGGAGCUUCUGGCGAACCUUGCUUCAAAUUGCUAGCAACGACCCAAAAGUUAAGCUCACUAUUCAUAGACACUUCGGAAGCUCGCCCCCCCAUAGAACCCCAAGAUGGAGGAAUCCCUAUCCAUCGAAGAAACUAAUAAGAUCCGUCUCUCCCUCGGUCUCAAGCCGUUAAAGGUUGAUGCGGAGCCUCCCACCACCUCAAGCAAGCCUGCGGAGACCGCGCCCGACAAUAGCGUCGACGCCCAGGAACGCCGCGCCGUCGACAACUGGAAGAAGCGCCAGGCUGACAUCGACAAGGAGAACGCUCGCAAGGCCCGAGUAGAAGGGAUAAAGAAGGCGCGCGAUGCGGAGAAACGGUUCGCGAAGCUGGAGGGCAAGGGGUUGGGCGAGGCUGAUGAGAACGAGGAGGACACAACGACUUGGGUCCGCAAGAUGAAGAAGCGGCAGAAGAAGCUUGCGGAGAAGAUGGCGAGGGAGAUGGAGGAGGAGUUACAGCGCGCCGCGGCCGAGAGGAAGGAGUAUACGGCUGAGGACUUGACUGGGGUUAGGGUUGGUCAUGAUUUGGGUGAAUUGGAUGGGGAGGGGACAGUUCUUACGCUGAAAGAUACUACUAUUGGGGAGAAUGAGGGUUUGUCAUUUCACAUUUUUCCCUUUCCACUUGCUUUCUUGGGAGGCUGAUUUUUGAUUUUACGGUGGCGGUGUGUUUGCACAGAGGAGGGCGACGAGUUGAUUUCUACGGAUCUUGCGGAGCGAGAGAGACUUAAGGAACGGCUUGAUCUCAAAAAGAAGAAACCGACUUACAAUGCAUACGAGGAUGAGGGUGAGGAUGGAGAGAAGCGGAUAUUGGCUCAGUAUGAUGAGGAGAUUGAUGGGAAGAAAAAGAAGAGGUUCGUUCUCGAUGGCACUGGAAGCGCUAGCAACGUCGAUGCUCAUCGUAGGGAAGUCGCGGAAAAGCUCAAAGCUAUAGCUGUUACUCUAGACCCUAUUAGUACGUGGCAUUUUAGCCUAGUCACUCUUUCGGCUUUGCUGACUAUCCUGUAGGGCCCGAAGUUACCUCUGACUAUGUAGAUCCCUCCACACUUAAGAUUCGCAAACCGAAAAGGAAGAAGACUCGAGCUACUCGGAAGAGGUCCGAGGAUGGCGAUGACACUUUGGCGUCGCCUCCUCCUGAAGCUCCGACUGAGGACUCGAUGGAUAUUGACUCCGGCUCAGCUCCGGUACAACCAAAGCCCAAGCGAGUAUUUGAGGAGACUUCGUUCGUGGAUGACGAUGACUUACAGAGUUCACUAGCGGCGCAACGCAGGACAGCGCUUAAGAAACGCAAGAUGCUAAAACCGGAUGAUCUUGCUCGUCAGCUUCGCGAGGAGUCUGCUGCCGUCACUACUCCAGGUGCAGAGAGCCCGGUGAAAGAGGAGGACGGGGAAGGAGAGCCGGGUUUAGUAAUCGACCAGACCUCCGAAUUCGUCGCUACCCUCCGAGCGCCAGUCGUUCCGGAACGAAGAAAGCCCAGUUCCGGUGUAUCCGCUCGUUCUCCUCCCGCCACUUCAAUGGCCGACGAAGAGGAUGAAGAUGAAGACGGACCAGAAGAAAUGGACGUAGACAUCAAACCGGAGAUGAAACCGGACCCCGAGACUGGAGAAAUCUCAUCGACUGGUCUCGCCCAGGAAACUACCAUAACGCAUGGUGUCGGUGCAACACUGGCAAUGCUCCACCAACGUGGCCUCCUGAAUCGCGACUCCGAGUCCGACGCAAAGAUUAACCUCCAACGCGACCGGGAGAAGUUUCGCGCGGCGAAGCGCCUGCGCGAGUUGGAAGCCGAGGAGAAGGCCAAAUCCCAGCGUCUGCGUGACAGACAGAGUGGGAAGUUCGACCGCAUGAGCGCGAGAGAGCGCGAGGAACACGCAAGAUGGGAAAACAAGCAGAGGGAUCUGCAGGAAGCGAAAGAGAUGGCGGCGAGAUUUAAGGAGUACAAACCCGACGUCAAACUUAGCUAUAAGGACGAAUUCGGCCGGGAGAUGUCGCAGAAGGAGGUUCGUAUAUAUAUCAUUUCCCUCCCACUGGUAUGGUCAUGGCAACAUGAGACUAAUGUAUAGAUUCUGUGGGUCUGUAUAGGCAUUCAAGCACCUCUCCCACCAGUUUCAUGGAAAGGGCAGUGGAAAGGCAAAGACCGAGAAGAGGCUUAAGAAGAUUGAUGAUGAGAAGAAGCGCGAGGCGGCGAGUAGUCUCAACGCUUCGGCCACCGAGAAUGCGGUGCAGAGCGCAGCGAAGAAGAGCAAGCAGGCUGGUGUUAGGCUUAUGUAAUGAGUGUAUGAUAGAGACAUGAGAUGUCACUCGAGAGAAGUGGGUCGCGUCGGAACGGGAAUUUGCUAGGGUGGCUUUUUUUCUUUUUUUAUUGCUUGCAAAACGGAAGGGAGGUUGUGUGACUGUGUACACUAGUCAAUAGCGAGGGCCUUGGUGCCAUUGAUCGAU